ACGUAAGGCGCAGCAUGUCUCCAAUUUCAUUUCGAUUCUGACCAACUUCUCCCGCGGUCACUCACCAACAACUCGCCUGAAGUGACUUGACGAUUUAUUGAGUUGCAUUUUUAUAACCCUCGCUAGUGUGUCUGUCUUGCUACCGGAAGUUUGCUUGCCCAGGACCAGACCGCCGAUGUUGUGUAGCCGAGUCCAUUGCAAUACAGUCAGCUUGGCCUUUUGAUAUUAAUAACGUUACUGUAUCAGCGCAGCGCGAGACGUCAAGUUGUCAGACAAAAGCUAUCGUUACCCUCGUCCCACUGACGUCCCCCCACCUCAUCGACUUCAAACGCUGUACCACAACAAGUAUAUACUAACAACAUUACAAAACUUCUCACUGUUUCCUAUUUUGUUGUUUUCAUGUGGAGGUAGCCAGCCGCUUAGGCCGAUGAGCUUUACGCCAUGACCGAACUUCCAGAGCCGGCUCUCUCUACCAACUUUUCACGAACAUAUGGGGGCAACGGCGCAUUUCAUAAUUUUUACAAUGAUUAUUCACAUAUCACCGAUCCCAAUCUUCGUCGGAGGUUAGCUCUUGCGGAAAUCGACCAGGUAUGUAAUUCUAGAUGUUGUAGCCAAAGCGUUCUGUUUAGUAUACUAACUUGAAAAGGUUCCCUUUGGUUGGUACCAUGUACGAGCUGUAUUGGUAGCGGGAGUCGGAUUCUUUACAGAUUCCUAUAACAUAUUUGCCAUCAAUCUCGUCACUGCGCUGUUAGGAAUGGUCUUCUGGCAAGGUGAUCCCAUUCCUGGAUCGAAUUCAGGCGGAAAUCAUGGAGCGUUACCACAAUCAGUCAACACGGCCCUGAAAGCAGCGACAUCCGGAGGCGCCGUAGUAGGGCAACUGUUUUUUGGAUGGCUGGCUGAUAUAGUAGGCCGGAGAAGAAUGUAUGGGGUUGAACUGGGGAUUAUUGUUUUUGCAACUUUUGCUCAGUCGCUUGCAGCUCCUAGUAUUGCUGUAACGUUGACUGGGUUGAUGAUUUUCUGGAGAGUAAUAAUGGGGAUAGGAAUCGGAGGAGAUUAUCCGCUGUCCGCUGUAAUAACGUCAGAGUAGGUGCUUUUCUCUCGCUUCUACAAGCUACCCCUUGAUUCAUCGGAAGGGGGUCCGCCAAGCACCGGCUUUCCACACUCGCAAAGUAUAAGCUAACCGAGCAUAGAUUUGCACCAACGAGAUGGCGUGGGGCAAUGAUGGCAGCCGUGUUCUCUAUGCAAGGUACAGGGCAGUUCGCAGCGGCACUAGUUGCGUUAAUAACAACAAUGAGUUUUCGGAAAUCCUUCGAGGGCACUACAAGCUCAUUUUCCAGCUGUCAUGCAGAUUGCCAGGCCGCUGGAGACCGAGCAUGGCGUAUAAUCGUGGGUUUUGGUGCCGUUCCAGCACUUUUUGCGUUGUACUGGCGAUUGACAAUUCCCGAAACACCCCGAUAUACCUUUGACGUUGCCCACGAUAUCGAAAAGGCCCAUGCCGAUAUCAAGGCCUAUAUGAACAACGAAGCGGAAGGAAAGGUUGAUCCAAUCAUACAACAAAAGACCAAAUUAAGACAAGGGAAGAAUUUGGCAGCGCCAGAUGCAUCCUGGCCGGAUGCAUUUUCUUAUUUUUCCCAGUGGAAGAACUUCAAGGUUCUCUUUGGUACAACAGCAUCAUGGUUUUUCUUGGAUCUAGCCUUCUAGUAAGCAAAUUUUCCUGAUUUGCUCAAACGUGGAACUGAUUUUGUUUGUAGUGGCCUUGGGUUGAAUAAUAGUAUCGUUCUUAACGCCAUUGGAUACUCAUCAGGCGACACCAUCUACCAUAUGCUUCUGAACAAUGCCCUUGGAAAUCUCAUCCUUAUAUGUGCCGGGUCUAUACCAGGUUACUGGCUCUCUGUAUUGACCAUCGAUACCUUCGGUCGAAAGCCCAUUCAAAUCGGGGGGUUCACUAUGCUUACCAUCAUUUUCGUCAUCAUCGGAUUCGCUUUCAAAUCGCUUUCAUCCAGUUCCCUGCUUGGUCUUUAUGGUCAGUGAUCUCCUGCUUUUGGGUUCUAUCAUAUUGUUUUAGAGAACCUGUUCACCAACGAGGAAGCACUUUCUUCCCCUCUAUCCACCUGAUAUCUCCUCUACUAUUUGUUGACCCUGCUUGAAAAUGAUAAUACUGACCAGUGUCACAAGUCAUCGCCCAAUUCUUCUUUAAUUUCGGUCCAAAUACAACAACUUUCAUCAUCCCGGGUGAGUGCUUCCCUACUCGUUACCGUUCAACCGGACACGGUCUCUCUGCUGCAUGCGGAAAGGUUGGAGCAAUCGUAGCACAAGUCAUGGCCGGACCACUCCUGGCACGAGAUGCCAAACCAAAUUGCAAAGGCAUCGCAUGCCAACCGUGGCUCAACCAUCUCAUGCAAAUCUUUGCCUUGUUCAUGUUUCUCGGCACCUUGGUAUCAUUUCUCGUCCCGGAAACAAAAGGACAGACAUUAGAGUAUCUCGCUGGUGAGACCAAUAGUAUUCCAAGGAAGACGAAUCAUGCUGGUGAUGGAUUCCGAGGUUGGUGGGUGAGGCAUCACCCUUUCGCUGGUGGGAGACCCGCGGGGUUUAGUACGAUGAGGUCGCCGAGUUUGAUUGCGAGGAGUCCUGGUACGAGGGCAAGGAAAGAGAGGGUGGGGAUUAUGACGAGUCCGGAUUUGAUUCCAAAACCUGCAGGGAAGAGGAAGAAGGGGCAGAACCAUGCCCGCACGUCGUCUUUUGACAGGGGAGCACAUAGUGAAACAGCGGGUAGUAGUGAAGGGAGAGGAUAUAGUGCGGAUGAAGAUGAUGUGUACACGACCGUGGGCACUGGGGGAAUGCCCCCGGGGUGGAGUGCCGGGUGGGGGGUGCAGAGAAAUCCGGUCAGAGAUGGGAGGGUGGAAAGUAUUAUGUUGCAUGAUGUUGGGAGUUUGCUGAAAUGACUUAGGUAAGCUUCUGAGUUGUUGGUACACAGUUUCGUUUUUCAGGAAGUACGAUACCCAGGUUUGUACAUACUUUGAUUUUGGGGGAGUUUGAGGUGUAAAAUAAAGGCAAUCGGUUGAAACUUCUGCUGGGAGUGACAUAGCUUCUCUUGCAGCGUCUAUCCA
Messenger RNA from Hymenoscyphus albidus, 3107 nucleotides. The record is from the annotation of a GenBank genome assembly. Lineage: Eukaryota; Fungi; Ascomycota; Leotiomycetes; Helotiales; Helotiaceae.